Ostrinia furnacalis (Asian corn borer) is the source of this 1012-nucleotide messenger RNA. RefSeq lists its product as uncharacterized. The transcript has 3 exons. Bases 1 to 435 code for a protein of 144 amino acids. The record is from RefSeq and is a predicted model, not a curated record. Lineage: Eukaryota; Metazoa; Arthropoda; Insecta; Lepidoptera; Crambidae.
AUGGCAGACCUGAAGGCGCGUGGAAAGCGCCCGGCCCCGGAGCGGCGCGGCGCCGUCAGGCAGGAAGAGCGCGAGAUCAUGAUCGCCCGCAGGAAGGAAGACAUGACUCGUGCGCAGCAGUUAAGAAUAAACAAGGCUCGGGCACUAUCAAACCUUUUUCCUAAAAAGCAAAAAGCUGCUUCUGCUGCAUCACAAGAUUUAUUUGAUGACUUUCAGGUUGAUAACGAAGAGUUGACGCUAAUCGAGGAUUCAUUGAUGAUUGAUGAUGCUUCUUCGGACAACAAGAAAAAACAGCAACUGUCAGUCAGCAGUGAUGAUGCUUCUUCGAACAACAAGGAAAAACAGCUGCUGUCAGUCAGCAGUGAUUUUAUUUCUUUAGAAGAAGAAGAGAAAGAAAACAUAUCAAAUGGCGGGCAAACCCCCAAAAAAACGUAAAUAUUCAAGCAGGCUUAGUACAGAAUAUCAGCCCCCCAGGACUAACUAUUUAUAUUUAGCACUUUCAAAUAACACCAUUCAAGUAUCAGUACAUUCAGUUGGUUCUAUGAUUUAUGAAUGUGUUCAAUGUCAAGCACUUCAUUUUUUAAGUGAAAAAAUUAAAAAUAAUUUUAAAAAUUGUUGUCAUAAUGGGAAGGUAUACAUAGAUCCAGAAAUAUUAUUAGAUUAUACAAAGGCAAUACGUCUGAUGCUAAUCAUUUUAAGGUUAAUAUACGACUAUAUAAUUCAGCAUUUGCAAUGGCAUCCAUUAAUUCAAACUUGAACACAUUCCCUCCAGGAAUUUUCACUUAUAGGGUACAAGGACAAAUUUAUAUAAAAACUGGAUCUUUGGUUCCGUUGCAAGGUCAUAAACCACAAUACAACCAAUUGUAUAUAAUUGAAGAUGAAGCAGCCUUAAAUGAAAGAUUAUCCGAUUCUAGAAAUAACAUAUGUAAAAGCAAUAUAAUGAGGUCCUUACAAACAAUGCUCAAUGAAUUCAAUCCUUUUGUCAAAGUAUACAAAAAGGUGGCUGCAAUUU